GCAGCAGCAGGAGGACAGUGACCCGGACCUGCCGAGAGAACGCCAUGCCCAGGCCGAGGAAGCCGGCCAAGGGCAGAGGGGGGACUGGGAGACAGACCUCAGGCAGGUGUGGGGGAGGCCGAGGGGACGCGAGCAGAACCUCACACCCAGAGCAUCCUUGAGGAGACCUCUGAGUGAGAGAGGGCUCCCCAGAGCGACAUGGACACCGGAGUCCACCAGGACGGACCGGAAGGGCAGCGGAGGAGACAGCCCCACACCACGGUGCAGAGGCUCCUGAGCUGGGCACUGCCCACCUGCUGUAGCCGAUUCCUGUGGCGCCAGCCCGGCGAGUUUCCGGUCACCGCUGUCCUGCUGGGGGCAGGCACUGGGGGGCUCCUGGCCAUAGGUCUCUUUCAGCUCCUGGUGAGCCCUAUGAACAUCUAUGAAGAACAGAAGAUGAUGAUACUGUACGGCCUGGCGGGCUCCGGGGCCGUGGGCUGGGGGACCUCCCCUCAUAUCCGUUGUGCCAGCCUCCUGCUAAUACCCAAAAUGCUGGGCAAAGAGGGCAGGCUCUUUGCGUUGGGCUACGCCUUGGCGGCCAUCUAUGAGGGACCGGUGGCCAACCUGCGAUACAACCUCAACGAGGUGGUAGCCUCGCUGGGCUGCACCGUGGAGCUGCAGAUCAACAACACCCGCGCGGCCUGGCGCGUGUCCACUGCCCCGCUGCGUGCGGUGUUCAAGGACCUGCUGGGCAGCAAAAAGUCACUGAGAGCUGAGACUCAAAACAUCUCCAACUCCUUCGGGGACCUGGACGCGCAGGUGAACAGUGAGACUGGCUACACACCCGAGGAUGCCACGGACUUGGAAGAGACAGUCCCAGGGGGGAGGCCCCGCCGAGCCAUGGCCUUCGGACCCCACCUCUCCACACAGAAGAUGUACGAGCUGAAGACCAAGCUUCGUUGCUCCUAUGUGGUGAACAAGGCCAUACUCAGCUGCCGCCGCUGGUUUGACAAAAAGCACGAACAGUGCAUGCAACGCAUCCGGGUCCCGCUCCUCAACCACCUGCUCUGCCUGCCCAUGAAGUUCAAGUUCUUCUGUGGCAUUGCCAAGGCCAUGGAAAUUUGGUGCCGCAGUCGCAUCCCAGUGGAAGGCAACUUCGGGCAGACGUACGACUCUGUCAACCAGUCCAUUCAUGGGCUGGGCGGGGACUUUUCAGCCACGAUUAACCUCAAGGAGGAGAAGCAGGCGGGGCUGCUGGGCCUCAACACCAGCUGGGAGCACGUGAGCACCGAGGUGCGGGACUACGUGAGGCGCCAGGAGGCCCAGCUGGAGUGGGCCCUGGGGCUGCUGCACCUGCUGCUCUCCUGCACCUUCCUGAUCGUCCUCCACGCGUCCUUCUCCUACUUGGACAGCUAUAACGGGGACAUUCGCUUUGACAACAUCUACAUCAGCACCUACUUCUGCCAGAUCGACGAACGCAGGAAGAAGCUGGGCAAACCGACUCUGCUGCCGCUCCGCAAAGCUGAGAAGAAGACGGUCAUCUUCCCCUACGACCCCACCAUCCAGGCCUCAGAAAUGAGAAAUGUGGUCCGGGAGCUGCUGGAGACACUGCCGGUUCUGCUGCUGCUCCUGGUGCUGUGUGGGCUGGACUGGGCUCUCUACUCCAUCUUCGACACCAUCCGCCGCCACUCCUUCCUGCAGUACUCCUUCCGCAGCAGUCAUAAACUGGAGGUGAAAGUUGGGGGGGACUCCCUGAUUGCCCGGCUUCUUCGGAAAACCAUCGGGGCCCUGAACACCUCCUCGGAGACGGUGGUGGAAUCAAACAACAUGCCCUGUCUGCCUCAGCCUGUGCGCCUGAGCGCAGGAGCCUAUGCGAGGACUGGACUCCCCACCGGCCUGCUAGUGUGUCUCUGUCUGCUCCAGGCUUUCGGCUACCGGCUCCGGAGGGUCAUCGCAGCCUUCUACUUCCCCAAGCGAGAGAAGAAGCGGAUCCUGUUCUUCUACAAUGAGCUCCUGAGGAAAAGAGCGGCCUUCACCAAACUGAGGAGGGCGGCCAUCGUGAGGCAGGCGCGAGAGCAGAGAGCCCGACGCCACGACCUGGCGGACAUCCUGCACCGCCGCUGCCCCUUCCUGCGCCCCUGGCUGCGCCGGCGCUGUGUGGUGUGCCAGGCACCGGAGACGCCCGAGUCCUACGUGUGCCCGACUCCGGACUGCAAGGCUGUGUACUGCCGGUCGUGCUGGGACGACAUGCGGCAGCGCUGCCCGGGCUGCACACCCCGGGAGGAGCUCUCCUCCUCCGCCUACAGCGACAGCAACGAUGACGCUACCUAUGCGGAGUGAAGGGGCGUCCUGCGCGCUCCCACGUCGCCCCUUCCUAAUUAAUAAAAUGCCGUGCACACUCCCGC
Molecule: messenger RNA, 2384 nt
Organism: Myotis brandtii (Brandt's bat)
Lineage: Eukaryota; Metazoa; Chordata; Mammalia; Chiroptera; Vespertilionidae
Gene: DCST1
Product: DC-STAMP domain containing 1
Exons: 17
Coding region: 199-2319 (706 amino acids)
Cellular component (GO): membrane
Source: RefSeq, a predicted model, not a curated record